Tetranychus urticae (two-spotted spider mite) is the source of this 1263-nucleotide messenger RNA. RefSeq lists its product as uncharacterized. The record is from RefSeq and is a predicted model, not a curated record. Lineage: Eukaryota; Metazoa; Arthropoda; Arachnida; Trombidiformes; Tetranychidae.
GAAAAGCUGAUCGCAAUAACAUACGGUCCCUCAUUGAUCUAUCUGUCACUUGGAAAUAAUUUCAAAUGAUUUUUUGUUUUAAAUUGUGGUUGUUUAGGUCUGUGUCUAUUUAAUAAGCUUUUUAGGUAUAAUGUCUUGUGGAAAUCAUGAAAUUUCAGACUACAUUUUCGACCUUCCAAUGAAGAUAUCCAGCAGUUAUAUGCCCAAGUAUUUUCACAUUGAAAUUCCGGAGAUAUUAUCAAUAGAUGAAGAUGAGGAUGCUUAUGAUUUUAAAAUUGAAAAGGAAGCUAUCAACAUGGCCGAGGUUGCAGAAGAGGAUAAGAUUAGAGAAACAGAAAGAUUACUCCAAUCUGGACAGCUCAAAGACUUCACCAAGCUAAAAAGCUUCGAUGAUGAUCCAUCAAUGGACCAGACAAGUAGUAUUUCACCAAUUUUACCAGGGUCACCAUGUUUAUCAAUACUACCUGCUGUCCCAAUUAAUGGAAUUGUGUCAAGCUUACCGCCUCAACCUGCAGUAAAUACUAUUUCUCCUCCUGUACCACAGCCUCCACCACUACCAGCACCGCCAACAGUGUCUGUAACUCUAUCAACAUCUUUACCUGGACAAUUGUCUUUACCAAUUCAGGGGUCCAUUCCGUCUCAUCCUCCAUAUCCAAUCACAAAUAUCACGAGUGCUAUUGCCAACAGCAUUACAUCAAAUGUAAUUAAUUGUUCAAAUGAUAACAUGAAUAAUGUUACCAACAACAUCGCUCAUGGCUCAUCUUCGGCAGCAGUAGCCGCAGCAUCAUCCUCAACAUCUACAACAACAAAUCCUAUUCCAGUCAACAGCGAUUUUAUAAUAGAUACUGAUGUAAUAUAUAGUUUUAAGAUGGUGGAUCAAAAUAGUAUGAAGUGUAAUAAUGAUGUAAAUAACGCGAUAAUCUCGAGGAGAAACUCUGUGCCUACCAGUUUGUGCACAUUUCAAGACAAUUUAGGCAUUUUACGGCCCAUGCCUUCUCAAUUCAGAUGUGAUUCUAGUAAAUCAAAUAAGUCUAAGCAACAAGAGUUUAUUCCAAAGACUAGAAUCGAUCCUGCAGAUUUUGAGAGCUCAAGCUCUAGUCCAUUUGAUGAUGCUCUUCUAAGGGCCAUUGAUGAUAAACAAGAACUUAAUCAUGUCUUUCAACAUUAUUAAUAACAAUUCCAUUUGUAAGAUAUUAAACCCUCAUAUUAAACCAAUUAUGGUAUAUUUAUGUUUACCCUAAAAUACACCAACACUCGCUUUAA